CCAUCACGUCAGGGAUGUGCGCGAUGUGUGAGUCAGUGUCCGACGCACCAUUGUACGAUCCAUCGAGCGGCGUCGAUCUCUGGAUCGUUGGUAAAGGGGCCCAAGUGCAAUUGUCGUCGACUGUGAUUGUCGCGUGUUCGUUAUGGUGUGGCACGAGGUACUCCAGCUGCUGGUGCUGCAGGGAUUCCUGGCCGUCCUUGUCGCUGGAAAAUCCAUUCCGCGAGUGUCCAAAAAGGAGUUCCAGACACGCGGUCCCGUGGAAGAAAAUUAUCUAAACGGGAAGACAGACCCAUUCAGUUUAGAGGAAACCUAUGACGCGAGUUUCCGGGCGAUCGGCUUCAACGGCACCUGGAUAACGGACACGGAGAUCCUUUAUAUCGAUGGUUAUACUGGUGACAUUCGUAUAUUCAAUGUGACGUCAAAGACCAGCAGACUCUUCUUGGACUCGUCAGUCCUGAGCCCCUACGACAAGCCUACGCUUAGUCUUUCCUACGACAAUUCUCACCUCUUGAUUGGAUACGGUUUCAUGCCUGUGUUCAGACAUUCAGCCUUCGUGAAGUUCGUCGUUUACAGUAUUAAACAAAAAUCUUACACGGAAUUGGCGAAAGGCAAAUAUUUGGCGUUGGCGAAAUGGUCGCCCACGGAGAACGCUGUGGUUUACGUUUUGGACAAUGACAUUUAUUACGAGAAGAUCUCCGAUAGACGCAAUGAUCCUGUACGGUUGACGAACACAGGUGUCCCAGGUAUUGUUUACAAUGGCGUUCCUGAUUGGGUCUACGAAGAAGAGGUCCUGGCCUCCGCUGUCGCACUCUGGUUCUCUCCCGGUGGAGAUUAUCUCGCAUUCGCGACCUACAAUGACAGCGCAGUGAAAGACUUCACGAUCCCGCAUUAUGGGAAGCCAGGCAGCAUGGAGGAUCAAUACCCUAUGGAGGUGAAGAUCAAGUAUCCCAAGGCGGGCAGCUCAAAUCCAUCAGUGUCUCUAAGCAUGGUCAAUUUGAGUAAUCCGUCUGCCGGAUUGAUCAAACUCGAGGCACCAGUUGACAUCAUUGGCGAGGACUACAUUCUCUACACCGUCACCUGGGCGAUGAAUUUCGUGGCAGCUACCUGGACGAACCGCGUACAGAACAAAUCUCAGGUUGUCUACUACAGCGUCUCAGGGUUGCUCUCCGACGACGCAAAGAAGAUGACGAUCCCCAAGCACAUGUACCAAGAAGAACACUCUGGCUGGCUACGUAUCUACCCUGCAGUGUUCACCAAUCGCUAUGCCAUCGUCCUACAGUUACAGGACUCUGGAACGAACGCUGGACGAUUCAUCCACGCGAUGAAAUUCGACUCCGACGAGAGCGGAAAGUUCCUCAGGAAGAGGGACCUGACUCCAGGCGCGGCAGAAGUCAUGUCUAUCGUUGCUGUGACUGAGGACAAGAAUGUUUUAUACUAUUUGGGAACUGGAGUUGACAAACCGAUGCAGAGGAACCUGUAUUCGGUUCCCUUGGAUGGCAGUGAGGCACCUUCUUGCCUGUCCUGCAAUGUCAAAACACCUGAGGGCAACAAUUGCACCUAUGUCUUCCCCUACUUUUCUGCGGAGAAUUCGUAUUACGCAUUGAGUUGCAUGGGGCCAGAUCCAACGGUCGUGAUGAUCCUCGACACUAACCACAAGGUGCUGUACUCGUGGGAGGAGAAUCGAUCUCUGAGAAGGAGAUUGGCCGAUCGUAAGCAGCCACGCAUCCAGAAUCUCAAUGUGAGGGCGAACGGGUACACCAGCAACGUUAGAUUGUAUUUGCCACCCGAUUUUGACGAAAGGAAAUCGUACCCUCUGCUGAUCAACGUGUACUCUGGUCCCAACACCGUCAGGAUCACCGAGGCGAACUCGCACGGUUUCGAGUCCUACAUGACGACCAACAGGAGCGUCAUUUAUGGUCACAUCGACGGUCGUGGGUCCGCCUUCAAGGGCAGCAAGAUGCUGUUCGAGAUCUACCGACGCAUGGGAACCGUAGAAAUCGAAGACCAAAUCGCCGUCACUCGGUCAUUGCAAGAGAAAUAUUCCUGGAUCGAUCGAAAUAGAACCGCGAUAUGGGGCUGGAGCUACGGCGGUUUUGCCACGGCCAUGACGUUAGCCACUGACGUGGAUUCCGUUUUCAAGUGUGGCAUAUCCGUUGCACCUGUGACAUCCUGGAUUUAUUAUGACUCCAUCUACACCGAGCGAUUCAUGGGUCUGCCAACCCCAGAGGACAACCUCGAGGGCUACAAUGGCACAGACGUUACCAGAAAGGUUGAGGGUAUCCGUGGCAAGAAGUUCAUGCUGAUACACGGUACCGAGGACGACAACGUGCACUACCAGCAGACCAUGGCCUUGAACAAAGCCCUGGUGCACGAAGACAUAAUGUUCCAGCUCCAGAGUUACACGGACGAGGCUCACGGGCUAACCGGGGUAUCUCCUCACCUUUACCACACCAUGGACCGAUUUUGGAGCAAUUGCUUCGGCGACUCGCGUGCUCACUGACCCGAAUCCCUUCCGGAUCACCAACCAGGAAAACGUCGGUUUGGUCGAUUGUCUUCCUGAAACCACCGAUGUGAUUCCGUGGGCGUCGCUCGAUCGGCGACCAGCUAAUCCGUGAAUCAGCUACUAGUUUCGUUCCUUGUCGUUCGAACGACCACCUUAAAUCAUUCGGUGGCACCGGCGGGAUCGAUUUUAACACCGUCGAUAUGUAGAACAAAGACGGAGGUCGUCGAUCCUGCCUUUCCGUUGUUCCUAGUCGAUUCUUCGACGAAAACGUGGGGGUAAUUGAGGUUUUGCUCUUCGGAAACGGUACUAGGUUCGUUGGAAUGUAAACGAGAUAUUUUUAUAGAAUUUUUUGGAGAGUAUAAGUAAGGGUACUUGGAAAACUUGAUUAUUUUUAGAGGUAGGAAAGAAUGAUAAAAUUUUAAUAAUUGCUUCAUGUAUGACUUUUUUGGGGUAGUGAAACAUGAUGAUCUUCAUCGACUAUGCAUUUUAGUUAUCGGCAUUUCAGUUAUCGAGCUGUUGGUUCACUUCAGGGUAUAAUUUUAAAAAUAAUAUUCUAUAUCUACA
Molecule: messenger RNA, 3067 nt
Organism: Hylaeus anthracinus
Lineage: Eukaryota; Metazoa; Arthropoda; Insecta; Hymenoptera; Colletidae
Product: venom dipeptidyl peptidase 4
Exons: 13
Coding region: 143-2500 (785 amino acids)
Biological process (GO): proteolysis
Molecular function (GO): dipeptidyl-peptidase activity; serine-type peptidase activity
Source: RefSeq, a predicted model, not a curated record